CACAAAUAUUCGUCGAUUCAACCUUUUUUCCCUGUAUUUCACCUCAUUCCCAAUGAACUACGAUGCUCAUAAUCAGUUAAUCACACAACAUACACGCUCACCGUCCUCGCCCUACUGAUUUUCUUCACCAAUUUCUGUAAUUCGUCCUCUUACGAAUUCAAUCUUACCAUCGUACUGACUAUUACUUAGUUGUUCAGACCAGACCGAAGAAAUGAAAGUUUCGAAAUGGUUUUUUGUAAUUAUGAUUGUUUCGUUUCUUAAACCUCAAAUCUCAUUUGGGGUUUCUGAGAUCUCGCAAGAAUUUCUCAAAUUCGCAAAGAAAAGUGAGGUUUUUGAUUGGAUGGUGGGGGUUAGGAGAAAGAUACAUGAGAAUCCAGAGCUGGGAUAUCAAGAAUUCGAGACCAGUAAAGUUAUCAGAGAAGAAUUGGAUAAAUUGGGGAUUUCUUACAAACACCCAAUUGCAGUUACCGGCGUUGUUGGAUUCCUCGGCUCCGGCGAACCUCCGUUUGUUGCUCUAAGGGCAGAUAUGGAUGCUCUUUCCAUUCAGGAAAUGGUGGAAUGGAAACACAAGAGUAAAGUUCCUGGAAAGAUGCAUGCAUGUGGUCAUGAUGGUCAUGUCACAAUGCUUCUUGGAGCAGCCAAGAUUCUCAAAAGCCAUAGCCAUCUUUUGAAGGGAACAGUAGUCCUGGUUUUUCAACCGGCGGAGGAAGGCGUGGUGGUGCAAAACAGGUGGUGGAUAGUGGUUCUCUUGAGAAUCGGUCAUCACCGGAAAAGGUGGUCAUGCCGCCAUCCCCACCACUCAAUCGACCCAAUUUUAGCAGCCUCAAAUGUGGUUGUCAGUUUACAGCAUCUCGUGUCAAGAGAAACCGAUCCUCUUGAUUCUCAGGUUGUUACGGUUGCCAAAUUUCAUGGAGGUGGUGCUUUUAAUCAACGAAUAGAGGAGGUUAUUGUAGGGCAAGCAAGUGUACAUAGGUGUAAUGCAAGUGUGACAUUUGGUUCAAAGGAUAAACCCUUCUUCCCUGCUACAAUAAACCAUGAGGGGUUACACAAAUUCUUCCAAGAAAUUGCAGGAGAUGUUCUUGGUGUUGAUAAUGUUAAAGAGAUGCUACCAUUAACAGGGCAGAGGAUUUUUCAUUCUACCAAGAGAUUAUACCUGGCGACUUUAGCUGCAAGGUACCUUGGUCAAACUCUGGAUUUGGAGAGACAUCAACAUGUUGAACUGUGA
Messenger RNA from Lactuca saligna, 1225 nucleotides. The record is from the annotation of a GenBank genome assembly. Lineage: Eukaryota; Viridiplantae; Streptophyta; Magnoliopsida; Asterales; Asteraceae.